AUGGGCGAGGUGACGGCGGAGGAGGUGGAGAAGUUCCUGGACGCCCACAUCGGCUUCGCCAAGCGGUACUACGACCGCCGCUACCGCGCCCGGGUCCUCUCGGAGCUGCUGGGGGCCCGGGAGGCGGCGGUGGACCUGAGCCGCUACCGCGCGCUGAGCAGCGUGGAGGAGAGCGAGGUGCUCUUCGACCUGCUGCGGGACUUCCGCGAGAACCUGCAGGCCGAGCGCAGCGCCUUCAACGUGCUGCGGCGGCUCGCCUUCCUCCUGCGCGCCGAGCGCGUGAGCCUCUUCCUCCACCGCGCCCGCAACGGCACCGCCGAGCUCGCCACGCGCCUCUUCGACGUGCACAAGGACGCGGCGCUCGACGACUGCCUGGUGCCGCCCGACGCCGAGAUCGUCUUCCCGCUCGACCUGGGCGUCGUGGGCCACGUGGCCCACUCCAAGAAGCUCGUCAACGUCCCCCGCGCCGACCAGGAUGAGCACUUCUGUGACUUUGUGGACAACCUCACUGAAUACCAGACCAGAAACAUCUUGGCUUCCCCCAUCAUGAACGGGAAGGAUGUGGUGGCUGUAAUCAUGGCUGUGAAUAAAGUAGAUGCGCCCCACUUCACAAAGGCUGAUGAAGAGAUUCUUCUCAAGUACCUCAAUUUUCUAAACCUGAUUAUGAAGGUGUUCCACCUGAGUUACCUGCACAACUGUGAGACGCGACGUGGCCAGAUACUGCUGUGGUCUGGGAGCAAAGUCUUUGAAGAGCUCACAGACAUCGAGAGACAAUUCCACAAGGCCCUGUACACAGUCCGUGCCUUCCUCAACUGUGACAGAUACUCCGUGGGUCUCUUAGACAUGACCAAGCAGAAGGAGUUUUUUGACGUGUGGCCAGUCCUGAUGGGUGAGGCUCCUCCCUACUCUGGCCCCAGGACCCCGGAUGGAAGGGAAAUCAACUUUUACAAGGUCAUCGACUACAUCCUGCAUGGCAAAGAAGACAUCAAAGUCAUUCCGAAUCCACCCCCUGACCACUGGGCUUUAGUCAGCGGUCUCCCCUCUUACGUGGCCCAAAACGGCUUGAUCUGUAAUAUCAUGAAUGCACCUGCGGAGGAUUUUUUUGAAUUUCAGAAAGAGCCUCUGGACGAGUCCGGGUGGAUGAUCAAAAACGUCCUGUCCAUGCCCAUCGUGAACAAGAAGGAGGAAAUUGUGGGGGUGGCCACGUUUUUCAACCGGAAGGACGGGAAGCCCUUUGACGAGAUGGACGAGACGCUCAUGGAGUCUUUGACGCAGUUCCUGGGCUGGUCUGUUUUGAACCCUGACACCUAUGAGUCCAUGAACAAACUGGAAAACAGGAAGGACAUCUUCCAGGACAUCGUGAAAUACCACGUGAAGUGCGACAAUGAAGAGAUCCAGAAAAUCCUGAAAACGAGAGAGGUGUACGGCAAGGAGCCCUGGGACUGUGAGGAGGAGGAGCUGGCUGAGAUCCUGCAAGAAGAGCUGCCCGAUGCGGAGAAAUAUGAGAUUAAUAAAUUCCACUUCAGCGAUUUGCCGCUCACGGAGCUGGAGCUGGUCAAGUGCGGGAUCCAGAUGUACUACGAGCUCCGCGUGGUGGACAAGUUCCACAUUCCGCAAGAGGCCCUGGUGCGGUUCAUGUACUCCCUGAGCAAGGGCUACCGCAGGAUCACCUACCACAACUGGCGCCAUGGCUUCAACGUGGGGCAGACCAUGUUCUCGCUGCUGGUGACCGGCAAGCUGAAGCGCUACUUCACCGACCUGGAGGCGCUGGCCAUGGUCACCGCGUCCUUCUGCCACGACAUUGACCACAGGGGCACCAACAACCUCUACCAGAUGAAAUCCCAAAAUCCCCUGGCCAAGCUCCAUGGAUCCUCCAUCUUGGAGAGACACCUGGAAUUUGGCAAAACGCUCCUGAGAGAUGAGAGCCUGAACAUCUAGAACCUCAAUCGCCGUCAGCACGAGCACGCCAUCCACAUGAUGGACAUUGCCAUCAUCGCCACCGACCUCGCGCUGUAUUUCAAGAAGAGAACCAUGUUCCAGAAGAUCGUGGACCAGUCAAAGACCUACGAGAGCGAGCAGGAGUGGACGCAGUACAUGAUGCUGGAGCAGACGCGCAAGGAAAUCGUCAUGGCCAUGAUGUUGACGGCCUGCGACCUGUCGGCCAUCACCAAGCCCUGGGAGGUGCAGAGCAAGGUAGCACUGCUGGUGGCCGCUGAAUUCUGGGAGCAAGGUGACCUGGAGCGCACGGUGCUGCAGCAGAACCCCAUUCCCAUGAUGGACAGGAACAAGGCCGACGAGCUCCCGAAGCUGCAGGUCGGCUUCAUCGACUUCGUCUGCACCUUCGUCUACAAGGAAUUCUCCCGCUUCCACGAGGAGAUCACCCCCAUGCUGGACGGCAUCACCAACAACCGCAAGGAGUGGAAGGCGCUGGCGGACGAGUACGAGGCCAAGGUGAAGGCGCUGGAGGAGGAGAAGCAGAAGCAGCAGGGGGCCAAGCCAGCCGGAGAACAGCCCGCCGGGAACCCCGCGCCCGGGGCCGCGCCCGCCUCCAAGUCCUGCUGCGUGCAGUGA
Molecule: messenger RNA, 2571 nt
Organism: Perognathus longimembris pacificus (Pacific pocket mouse)
Lineage: Eukaryota; Metazoa; Chordata; Mammalia; Rodentia; Heteromyidae
Gene: Pde6a
Product: phosphodiesterase 6A
Biological process (GO): signal transduction
Molecular function (GO): 3',5'-cyclic-nucleotide phosphodiesterase activity; protein binding
Source: RefSeq, a predicted model, not a curated record